Molecule: messenger RNA, 1373 nt
Organism: Lingula anatina
Lineage: Eukaryota; Metazoa; Brachiopoda; Lingulata; Lingulida; Lingulidae
Product: coiled-coil domain-containing protein 175
Source: RefSeq, a predicted model, not a curated record
CUGAAUGUUUACUCGGCGUUAGGGACUGGACGAUCUCUUGUUGUGUCUGGAAUAAAUACAUUUUUCUAUUUAUGUGAUACAGUUGAAAGUUAAAAUAAAAGGAUGUCUUUGAAAGCGGAAGUGCCAGGCAUUCGACUUGCCAUCGAUCAUCUACAAGAAUUAGGAGAAAGGAUGCAGAACGAAGACUAUGGUUUCAAAGAAAAUGACGUAGAAAAUAUUGACAGCAUAAUUGAAGCUCUUGGUGAAUUGGAAGCUGAGAGAGACAAAUUGCAUGAAUUGCUUGAAAUAGAAACAAUCCAGGCCAGUGUUUUACGCCAUAAACUACAGGUUUACCCAGGGAAGAUAAAGGGAGAAAUUGAAGCUGCUGUGAAAUCUGCUCGCCAGUCUAAUGCAGAUGAAGUGCAACGGCUCCAGAGCCAGCUGGAGAAGGUCACCAAGAAUAUUGAGUUUCUGGAGUUAAAACUGCAAGAGUUAGAAGAGGAAAAUGCAAAGCUUUUACCUGAGAGAGAUGGUAUGCGCAAAAAACACGAGGAAAUUAUUGCAACACUGAAUGUCAGACUAGCAGAAAAAGCAACAAACCAGAUAUCUUUAAAUGAAACCAGAGACCAACUUCGAGCAACAAAUCAGAAUAUUGUUAAUCUUGAAGAAAAUAUUCUUAUUCUUAAAGAAGAUAUGAUCCAGGAAAGGGCAGAUGCCAGGAUGGAAAAGAAACGUUUGAAAAAAGCUGUGUAUGACACAACCAUGAAGGUCAGAGAACAAAGAGAUGCUAACAUAGUGAAGAAAAAGGAACUGGAUGCUUUGUUAGAAAAAUUAGCUGAAAGUGAGGGUCAAUUAGACAUGAUUAGAAAGAGUAUAAGAAGAUAUGAUACUUCUCGUGCUAAACUAGAAGGACAAGAGAGGGCUUUAAUGGCACAACUGAACAGAGAAAUAAAGCAAAAUCAAGAGCUAAAGCAGAAAAGAAUUGAAAUUGAAGAAGAGAGUAACAGACAGCAAAAAGAGUUUGAAGAAAGCAAAGCUGCACUUGAAGGAAAAUUGGAAGAGCUUGAAGUUGAAAUUCAGAAACAGAGCAAGAAGUUUGAAAGACUAGAUGGACAGAAAAUGAUAUUGGAAAUGGAUGUUGAAGAUGCAAUGGAACAAAGAAGAAAAGAUGCUCAAAAUGUUGAAGAAAUCAAUGGCAUUUUGCAGGCUGCUAAGAUAACACUGGCCAAGAAGGCAGAGGAAACAGGCCGUCUUACAAACGAAAAUGUGUAUAUGGAAGAAGCUAUUGUAAAACUCAAGGAAACCCAUGAGCUAGUUGUUGCAACAUUGAAUAAACAGAUUGAAGAAUACAGAGACCAACUCUCAAAGGAGAGGGCAGAAAGGUAAUUUUUUUA